AUGCGAUUCGUCAUAUGCAAGGUGGUGAACGCUGCAUCUCUCUGCAUCGUGGCCGGCGCCCCCCAAUCCCCUCGAGUUCAGCUGUGCGGAAGGGGAAAACGCUCUCUUCAGCGGUUGGCAGCUUUGCAUAUGCAUGAGCAUGAACGCAUUUGGUCAGAAGAGGAGGGGAGCUUGUGCCGCCCGCGCUUGUGUCUGUGCCUGAGCCUGUGCCUGAGCCUAACGAGGGAUUGCUGA
This is a messenger RNA of Colletotrichum orchidophilum, 234 nucleotides long. RefSeq lists its product as uncharacterized. Lineage: Eukaryota; Fungi; Ascomycota; Sordariomycetes; Glomerellales; Glomerellaceae. The record is from RefSeq and is a predicted model, not a curated record. The coding region runs from base 1 to 234 and encodes 77 amino acids. The transcript has a single exon.